Molecule: messenger RNA, 360 nt
Organism: Peromyscus californicus insignis
Lineage: Eukaryota; Metazoa; Chordata; Mammalia; Rodentia; Cricetidae
Product: 40S ribosomal protein S24-like
Exons: 1
Coding region: 23-286 (87 amino acids)
Biological process (GO): translation
Cellular component (GO): ribosome
Molecular function (GO): structural constituent of ribosome
Source: RefSeq, a predicted model, not a curated record
AAUUCGGGAGAAGCUAGCCAAAAUGUACAAAACCACACCAGAUGUCAUCUUUGUGUUCGGAUUCAGGACCCACUUUGGUGGCGGCAAAACGACUGGCUUCGGCAUGAUCUAUGAUUCUCUAGAUUAUGCUAAGAAAAAUGAGCCCAAACACAGACUGGCAAGGCAUGGCCUCUAUGAGAAGAAGAAGACCUCCCGGAAACAGCGGAAGGAGCGCAAGAACAGAAUGAAGAAGGUCAGGGGCACGGCAAAGGCCAACGUUGGUGCUGGCAAAAAGCCAAAGGAGUAGAUCUGCGGUGAUUUGAUCUGCGGUGUUGUACAGACAGUUUCGGGGAGAACAAAUAAACUAAAAGCUUAUGUGUC